AUGGCUCCCUGGGGUUCGUGGGACCCAGAGCCCCCUUCUGAGGUGAACACCGUCGUGACUGGUAGGGAUUUCACCGUUGUCGACCUCCCAACCGAUAAGAUCAAUGAGCGCAAGUACGGUACCGCAUCGCCUGAGCCCACCGAACACCAUGUCCCCAAGGACUUGUGGGCCAGCCCGUACGCUCCAGAGCGCCGUCCCUUCCAGCACCAGGGAUCCCCUCGCGAAGUGCCCUGUCUUCAGUGCGUGAACCGCAUGAUGGUACGCGGGUUCCACGGCCUCUGCCGCGAUCACCUGGCUAAUGCAAGCGGCAAAUGCUAUUGCUGUGUUCUCCAUGGAGUGGAAUGUGAAGAGGUUCCCGAGACUGCCUUCAAAUCAGCCUAUGAACUCCAGGUUUGUGCGCGCAAGAUGGAUGAGGGCCACGAGGACACGGACUGGGAGUAUCUCUCCAACAAAGCCGAGCUCGCCCUUAUGAAAGAAGGACUUCUCUGGUUUGCCCGUGAGGAUACGAACGACUACUGGCACGGAAACAACCAUGUCAAGGAGGUCGUCAAUGGCAAAGUCAACCAGGUCAACAUUAGUAAGACCUACUGGAAUGACGGCAGCAACACCAACCGGGACGUCAACGCCAACGCCAACCAGGUCGACAAGAACUACUACUGCUGGGACUUCACUGGCAAUUCCGACUGGUCCGGCAACGACAACGCCAACCGGGCCGGCAAUGACAAUAUCAAUUGGGGCGCCAACGGCAUCCCCCGCUGGGGCAGCGGCGAGAUCGCAACCUGGAAUGACAAACGCAACACCAACUGGGGCGGCGACAGCGACAGCGACAGCGACAAGGGCCGGGCCACCGGGACCGCCUCUGAUGCUGAAGUCGACAACGACUGUGAUGACGAAAGCGAUGACGGUCAGGAUCCAAUCCAGCUCACUCCCGAGUUUUCUUCCGCUGAUAAGAUCAUUUCCGCCAUCGACCGCAACACCGACGUUGUGGCCGAUCUCUGUGAGAUCAUGGAAGGCAUCAAAGGGAGCCUGGAUCUUCUCCACGAAGACAACGUCCAGAGCAAGAAGGUGCUGCAGAAGUUGUUGACUGAGCAGCGAACUCUGAGCGACAAGCAGACGUAA
Fusarium keratoplasticum is the source of this 1119-nucleotide messenger RNA. RefSeq lists its product as uncharacterized. The record is from RefSeq and is a predicted model, not a curated record. Bases 1 to 1119 code for a protein of 372 amino acids. Lineage: Eukaryota; Fungi; Ascomycota; Sordariomycetes; Hypocreales; Nectriaceae. The transcript is spliced from 6 exons.